AUGAGUGAAGCAAAUAGAAGGAAAAACAAAAUAAAUACUAGGUAUAAUGAUGAGCAGGAAAUUAAAAUUCUUAGGAAUAGAAUCAUUAUAGAGCUUCCAUGUAGAGGAAAAUGCUGGAAUAAUCCUAAUAUUUUAAAGAAUAGCAAUAUUGACAGCAAAAAUACCGAGUUCCUUACUAAAAGAACCAAAAUUGAGGAUAUCAUGAGCCUUGACUUAUUCUCUGAUCUUCCAAUAAGUAGGAGAACUUUGGAGGGUUUGAAGGCGGAAGGUUAUCAUCAAAUGACAUUGAUUCAAAAAAAUUCAUUGCCUCAUUCGUUACAAGGAAGAGAUAUAAUUGGCCAGGCCAGAACAGGUAGUGGAAAAACGUUAGCAUUUGUAAUACCAAUAUUAGAAAAUUUAUAUAGGGAUCAUCAUUGUUCUCUGGAUGGUCUCUUAGCUUUAAUUUUAACUCCAACCAGAGAGCUUGCCAGCCAAGUAUUUGAUGUCAUUAGAGAAGUUGGUAAAUUUCACUCAACCUUAUCAGCCGGGUGCAUUGUUGGUGGGAAGGAUAUUAAGUCGGAAUCAUCAAGAAUAAAUAUGCUGAAUAUUCUUGUUGCAACUCCUGGAAGACUUAUUCAACAUAUGGAUGAGUCACCACUUUGGGAUGCAAAUAAUUUAAAAAUUUUAGUGAUAGAUGAAGUGGACAGAAUGCUUGAUAUGGGAUUUUUAAACGACAUAAAAGUAAUUUUAGAUGGUAUCCCAUCUCCAUCUACUGGAAGACAAACUAUGGUUUUUUCUGCUACUAUUUACUCAUCUGAGUUAUCUAUAACAAAAAUUGAUAAUUUAUUUCGAACUGACAAUCUUGAAUGUUUUUCACUUGACAAUGUAGGAACACUACCUAGAUAUCUUCAGCAACUAUAUAUCAAAGUUGAUAUUCAUGAAAAAAUUGAUACUUUAUUCAACUUUUUACGCACUCAUAACAAUAAAAAAAUCAUUGUUUUUGUUUCUUGUUGCAAGCAAGUUAGAUUUUUAUCUACUGUUUUCACAAAGUUAAAAAUAGGAUGCAAGAUAUUAGAAUUACAUGGAAAGCAAUCAUUACAAAAGAGACUCGAGGUGGUUCACAGCUUUUAUACGCAUGACAAUUCAACCAAAUUAAAUGAAAAAGUUAGAUUGAAAAGUACUGGGAGAAAUUCAAAUUUUUUCAAUGAGGGUUCAGUUUUAUUUUGUACCGAUAUUGCUUCUAGAGGGUUGGAUUUCCCCAAAAUUGAUUGGGUUAUUCAGUUAGAUGUUCCUGAGAAUGCAGAUACUUAUAUUCACAGAAUUGGUAGGACGGCAAGGUAUGUUUCUAGAGGCAAAUCGUUGUUGUUUCUUAUGGAUAAUGAAAUUUAUUUUUUAAAGGAUCUAUAUGAAAAAGGAAUAGAUACACUAAAAAAAGUUACUCCUAAUGAGUACGAGAUGAGAUAUACAAUUCACUCUUCAUUACAGAGCUUGUGCGCAUCAGAUCAAAAUAUAAAAGAUAUGGCAGAAAGAGCAUUUUCUGCAUAUGUCAAAAGUCUCUUUAUUUUAACUCCAAGUGAUAAGCGUGAUGGCCUUGAACAAUUGAAGUUUUCUGCAUUUGCGUUGUCUUUGGGAUUGGCAAUCCCCCCGAAAAUUAAAAUUAACAGUAUAGAGGAGAAUAAAAAAGCUUUGAUAUCAAAACACUCCUCCAAGCUUCAAAAAUUUAAGGAGAAAAUGAGACAAAAGAAGCAAUUGAAACAAUCUAUUGAAAAAGUUAAUAUGGAUUAUAAUAAAUCAAAUAUAUUACAAAAUAACGAGGGGAAAUCAAUAGAUACUUUUCAAGAUUACACAAUUCUUCACUCAAAUAAUGAAUCUAUCGUUUAUCAAGAAAAGUUCUCAACUACUUCACUAAAUGAAAAAACUGCCAUUGAUAAAUUGAGAUUUAGAUCUGAUUACUCUGGCAAAAUACGAGGAUAUGGAAAUUCUGAUUUUGAAAAACAACACGUAUUUUUCAGUGAUGAAGAACCGAGCACAUUUGACCAAGAUAAUACACACAAAGAUUCAGAUGUUGACUCCCAAAGGAAAUUUAUUGAGAAGGUUAAGAGCCGUUUGAAAAACCAAACUGAAAACGACAAAGAAAGAGACAGAGAAAGAGUGCAUGAAAUGCAUGUUAAAAAAAGAAGAAUUUCACGUGGGUUUAGAAAGGAGCAAUUAAAUGAAGUAGAUGAAGCUGAAUUUACUGAACAUAUAGAAGAGGAAGAAAACGGGAUAUAUGAUGAAGAUAAUUUAGAAAAUUUAACUACAGCGGCUUUAGAAAAAUUAGGAAUACAGAUAUAA
Cryptosporidium ubiquitum is the source of this 2313-nucleotide messenger RNA. RefSeq names its product RNA SFII helicase. Lineage: Eukaryota; Apicomplexa; Conoidasida; Eucoccidiorida; Cryptosporidiidae. The transcript has a single exon. Bases 1 to 2313 code for a protein of 770 amino acids. Gene Ontology annotation, cellular component: nucleus. Gene Ontology annotation, molecular function: RNA helicase activity; ATP binding; nucleic acid binding. Gene Ontology annotation, biological process: rRNA processing. The record is from RefSeq and is a predicted model, not a curated record.